Molecule: messenger RNA, 4006 nt
Organism: Larimichthys crocea (large yellow croaker)
Lineage: Eukaryota; Metazoa; Chordata; Actinopteri; Sciaenidae
Product: calcitonin gene-related peptide type 1 receptor-like
Exons: 13
Coding region: 186-1580 (464 amino acids)
Biological process (GO): cell surface receptor signaling pathway; adenylate cyclase-activating G protein-coupled receptor signaling pathway; angiogenesis
Cellular component (GO): plasma membrane
Molecular function (GO): calcitonin gene-related peptide receptor activity; calcitonin receptor activity; adrenomedullin receptor activity
Source: RefSeq, a predicted model, not a curated record
CUCCGUGUCGUGUCUGACUGUUGAGCGAAGCACACUCACUGAAGGACUACUCUUCACGACAACAGCGUGACAUUGUUUUUUAUUUUCCUGCAAAGAUCACCUGUCAGACUGAAGGAUUACUCUCCCUUCAAGAGGUGGCAGACGCUUCGCUCUCUUCUCCUUCUGCUCCUGCAAAGAAUACCACGAUGAUGAGAGCACGGAUGAGUCUAAACUGCCUCAUGUUUCUCCUGGUCCUGUGCGCCCUCAAUAAGCUGCUCGUGGCUGCAAGCCCUGAACACCAAGAGCAUCCAAAACGGGAUGCACGGUACCAAAUCACCACGGCCCAGUACGAAUGUUUCCAGAGGAUUGUGAAAGAGUCCAACCGCAAAACAAAAGCAAAAGUGGGUCCAGCGUGCAACAUAACCUGGGAUGGGUGGCUGUGCUGGGAUGAGACUGAAGCCGGUGUAACGACAGAGCAGAGCUGUCCAGACUAUUAUACAGAUUUUGACACUCAUGCGGUUGCAUCCAAGGUCUGCUCCAAGACUGGCGAGUGGGGACGCCACCCAGAGAGCAACAGGACAUGGACAAACUUCACAAACUGCAAGGCCAACUACACACAUCAUGGCACGCGGGCAACAAUGAUUAAUUUCUACUUGGUCAUGAUUGGUAACGGCCUGUCGCUGAUAUCACUGCUCAUAUCAUUAGGAAUAUUCUUCCAUUUUAAGAGUCUGAGCUGUCAGAGGAUAACGCUCCACAAAAACCUCUUCCUGUCAUUCGUGCUGAACUCAAUCAUCACCGUCAUCUGGCUUACCACAGUGGUGAAGAAAGAGGGACAUACGUACAACGAUUCUGUAAGCUGUAAGCUGGUCAUGUUCAUCCACCUCUAUCUGCUGAGCUGCAACUACUUCUGGAUGCUCUGCGAGGGCAUCUACCUGCACACUCUGAUUGUUGUGGCAGUGUUUGCAGAAAAGCAACAUCUCAUGUGGUAUUAUCUGCUUGGGUGGGGUUUUCCACUCGUGCCAGCGGUGAUACACUCAAUAGCACGUCAAUGCUACUACAACGACAAAUGUUGGGUCAGUUCAGAUACUUCUUUGUUGUACAUCAUCCAUGGUCCCAUCUGCGCAGCAUUGGUGGUGAAUCUUUUCUUCCUGCUGAACAUCGUCCGGGUUCUUAUCACCAAGCUGAGGGUGACGCACCAGGCCGAAUCCAGCCUCUACAUGAGGGCCGUGAGAGCCACCCUCAUCCUCAUCCCUCUGCUCGGCAUCCAGUUUGUCCUGCUCCCCUACAAGCCCCACGAUCACUGGGUCUUUGAGAUCUACCUGUACAUCAUGAACAUCAUUAUGCACUACCAGGGCCUUUUGGUUUCUACAAUAUUCUGCUUCUUCAACGGGGAGGUCCAAAGCGUUCUGCGAAGACACUGGAAUCAACAGCGGAUGCAGUUCGCCGGCAUGUUCGCCAACGCAGACUUCUUCCGGUCAGCCUCCUAUGUAGCAUCAUCGCUCACAGAGGUCCACCGCUGCUACAGUAUCGAAAGCCACACCGAGCACAUGAACGGCAAGAGCUACUCAGACAUAUUCAGAUCGGACAGCCCUUUUGUCUGAAGGUGGCCCUUGAGAUGUUCAGCACUCUCUUUGACUUCUCCGAGAUGUUACGAAGAUUGAUGUUUUCUUGGAGUUCAUUUGACAUUUUUUCAUCUCCCAGCCAAAAAAAAAACAACAUAUCUUUUUUUAAUUUAUUAUUAUUAUUUUACUUUUUUGUUUUCUCACAAAUAUUCCCAAAACAGAAACAGCUUGAGACCGAAGACGCUGUUUCUUCAUUAUUUACAUCCCACAGAUGUUCAAAGUGGCUGCUGCUGGACAUAAGGAAGACCCCGUGAAUCAAACAGCCACAAUGUAAAGCAUUAACGCAAGGGAUUAAUGCUUUUUUGCAUCGUGUGGAAUAAACUUGAAGAGCCCUCGGUGAACAAGAAGUUGUUCUGUUGAGCUGUUACGAUUUUGCAAAGAAAGAAAUUGAGGUUUUUUGGGGGCAUUUUGAGGAUAUUGAUGUAAUUUAAAAAUAGGUAGUUAUCGGCGAGGGCGUUGUGGAAAUGAAAUGUACGAAAACCUUGUUUAACGACCUCGAAAUCUAGUUGAAGGCACAUAACACUGUGGCAGAGCCAGAGUUGGAGGUCAGCUUGUACAGCAAAGAAGGAAGUGGUUAAAAAGUAUUCAGUUGGCCCAGUUUCAGCCCAGAGAGGUCAACUCUAUGUUUUUAAGAGAAUACAAUAAUGAUUUCUGGAGUUAGUACCAUAUAAAACGAGACAUUCAAAUGUACAAAAGUACAAACACACACAAAAAAGCAGAAGUAAACAGCUAGGUUGCUUUGCUAAAUGUCGUCCCUGCUUUAGCUACUUUAGAAAGCCAUGAAACUCAGAAUAAAGAGUUUUCGAUUCGUGUAUUAUUUCCUUUAGCUAAGUUAAAAACAAAUAAUGAGAAGCUUACAUUGUCUUAGCUGCAGUAGUAUCUUUUUAAAGCUGACGUUACGUUAGCCUCACUGUGUUUUUUUCUUUUGCUUCACAUCUGAUUAUUCCAAAAUGCUGGAGAGAUGAUUGUGAGAUAGUCACGGAGGCAAAUAUGACUGAAAAGUGCAUGUGUUUGUAUAUAUAUAUUUGAGUGUAUAUGACAUAUAUCAAGGCACAAAAUAUGAAUUUUGUAUUUAGACAGCCUUUAGUGUACUUCUGUAGCUAGGAAAACAUCAUUGUAUAUUAAUUAGAUUCCAUUUUUUAAAUAUCCACAAACUGUUGCUGUUUAAUUAUUAGUAGUGAAUCACGUUACGUGUUUUUUUCUAGAUGAAUUCUCCAUAGAGUUUUUGGUGUCCAGGAAAUGAAUUCAGCAGGAACUGAUUUAUUUUGAUUCACAGAUUUGAUAAUUAUUAUCACCUCCAGUUAGAGCUGUAACCUUCCUGUCAGAGAGCUGCUGGUUUCAGCCUCACGUAACAGGAAUUACACAGCAGUCUCACAAAUAUGAACUUACUUAAGGCUUUUUUAGCUUAGCAUGAAGACUGGAAACAGCUAUCUUGACACUGUCCAAGCAAAAUCCACAUAUCAGCACCUCUAAAGCUCACAAAAGACCUUAAAUUAAACUAAAAUACAUAUAAUUACUUAUUUAUCCAUCGGAUUUACAGAAUAUUUCAAGUAUUCCCUAUAAAAUAUGUUCACUUCAUUAAUUUCUAGUGAUAGAAGAAAAAAACUCCCUCAGUGUCACAGGUAUUUUUCAUUAGCUGGAUGUGCUCCUUAGUGUCAAGAUAUUUAUUAUAGGUUACACUGGACAUAUGUGUGUUAGGAAAGAGCACACAAUUCAUGCACUGAACCCUAAAUUAAAAUAGCUAAAAUACAUAUAAUUAAAUUAUACGUAUACGUUAUACGUUAUUCCUUAAACAUAAUGUGUACUACAACAAUUUACAAAACUGGAGGAUUGCUACAGUAAUUUCUAAACAGAUCUUUAGUGAUUUUUGUAGUUAAAUAUGGAGCGUGAGUGGUAUUAAUCUUCACAAGAAAGCUGAGAGAGUCCAAAAUGUUAAUUUAUUUAAAGGAAACUCUUUCCAAAGAUGAAGGGUUUGCAAUACUCAGAGAAGAAUAAUAAGAUAGAUUUGUGAUGCUAUUAACACGAGCUACAUAGGAAAACCAAACUCAAGGUUCACUUAGUAGCUUUCUCUGGAGCUUUCGACCAUAUUCUAAGUGGUUGUAUAUGGGAGAGGGUAGAUCGUAACUUCUAACUCGCUGUAGAAAGCCAUGGCAAAGCCAUGCAAAUAUCUAGUAAAUGAACCUUGAGUUUAGAAUACUUUACCCCAGACAUGUUUCCCAAUGUCAGGAAUGAACCUUAACGUGUCUUUCCCCAUGUUGGAGCUGUUAUACAAGAUUUUCAGAUUUUUUUGGUCACAAUAUGAAACUUAUUUUUGUUUUUGUAACAUAGUUUGUGUCAAUAAAUCCCGACAAUGCUUGUUUAUACUGAAGAAAUAAUGCUGUAAAUAAAAACAAGCUGUCGCUGUA